Molecule: messenger RNA, 465 nt
Organism: Cucurbita pepo subsp. pepo (vegetable marrow)
Lineage: Eukaryota; Viridiplantae; Streptophyta; Magnoliopsida; Cucurbitales; Cucurbitaceae
Source: RefSeq, a predicted model, not a curated record
AAUCGUUCUUGAACUCAUUGCGAUAUAGAUUCAAGUCUCUCGAAAACCCCAAAUUAGGGUUCUUGAUUUUCAUCUCUCUUCUCUCCAAAUCCAUCAAUUUUUUACUCCGAUUCAACUAUGAGUUCCACCAAGGGCGGUAGAGGAAAGCCGCAAGCCACCAAAUCCGUUACACGAUCGCAUAAAGCCGGCCUCCAGUUCCCCGUCGGUAGAAUCGCAAGGUUUCUCAAGGCCGGAAAGUACGCCGAGCGUGUCGGCGCUGGCGCUCCAGUAUAUUUGUCGGCCGUUCUCGAGUAUCUUGCCGCCGAGGUUUUGGAGCUUGCUGGAAAUGCUGCUAGAGACAACAAGAAGAAUCGUAUUGUGCCGAGGCACAUCCAACUUGCUGUGAGGAACGAUGAGGAGUUGAGUAAGCUUUUAGGAUCUGUAACCAUUGCUAAUGGAGGUGUUUUGCCCAAUAUUCACCAAACU